Molecule: messenger RNA, 441 nt
Organism: Alternaria arbusti
Lineage: Eukaryota; Fungi; Ascomycota; Dothideomycetes; Pleosporales; Pleosporaceae
Exons: 2
Coding region: 1-441 (146 amino acids)
Source: RefSeq, a predicted model, not a curated record
AUGGCCAUUCUCCCCGAGCAUCCCGGACUGGAAGUCAAGAUCUGUGUUCGCGGACAGCAAUUGCAUGAGUAUGACGACGACGACAAAGACGCUGCACCAAACACGAUUACUAAGUACAUUGAAGCGCGCUCAGGCAAGGAGUUCUCGAUCGUGGCUGAAUACAGGCCUCCCUUCCCAGAUCAUCAUGAUGUCCUGGCUCGAGUAUUAGAAGAGGCUGAUAAGACUGCGCCUGAUAUUGUUGCUCUGGAGCAGAUUCUCAGCAUUAAAGGCUGUAUUACUAUAUCUCUCAACUUCGUCAAAAUUACCCAAGAGAUGAGCAUAGACGAGUUAAGUUACAGUGACGAUAUACACCAGCAACUUGCAGCGCUCCAAGAGAUUCCAGAGAAGGCGCUUAAAGGCGACGCCCUAUCGCACCAAGCAGUGUACGUAAAGAGUGGGUAA